Oryza sativa Japonica Group (Japanese rice) is the source of this 2491-nucleotide messenger RNA. Lineage: Eukaryota; Viridiplantae; Streptophyta; Magnoliopsida; Poales; Poaceae. The record is from RefSeq and is a predicted model, not a curated record.
UUCCGUUCGCCAUCUAACGAACUUUCGCGGAAUAGGCGGUUCCCACUUCCAUCCAUGUCCAUUCCCCUUUUUCCUCUCCCCUUCGCUACUCGCCAACAGAAGAAAAACCCUCACCUCCACUCCCCCCUCGCCGGAGCCACGGCGACCCUCUCCACCCCCUGCCUUGCCGCCGGCGAGUGUCCUUGCGUGCGCCGCCGGUGAGCGGGUGUGGAUCCCAGCGGCGGCGCGAUCGGCCUUCGAAUCGAACUGAAAGCUGAACCCUCGUUGCCACUGCUGUGAACAUGUCCCAAAUUGAGAAGAUCGUAUGAGCUAUGGGGAAUUAUUAGGAUUCUUGGAGGCGGCGGCGGCAUAUGGUGUUCUUCCCGGAGGAGGUGGUGGAGCACAUCCUUGGGUUUCUAGCGUCGCACCGCGACCGCAACGCGGUGUCGCUGGUGUGCCGGGAGUGGUACCGCGUCGAGCGCCUCAGCCGCCGCUCGGUGCUCGUGCGCAACUGCUACGCGGCGCGCCCGGAGCGCGUGCACGCGCGCUUCCCCGGCCUGCGCUCGCUGAGCGUGAAGGGGAGGCCGCGCUUUGUCCCCGCGGGGUGGGGUGCCGCGGCGCGGCCAUGGGUGGCCGCGUGCGUCGCCGCGUGCCCUGGCCUCGAGGAGCUCCGGCUGAAGCGGAUGGUUGUCACUGAUGGGUGCCUCAAGCUGCUCGCUUGCUCAUUCCCCAAUUUGAAGUCGCUCGUCCUUGUUGGCUGUCAGGGGUUCAGCACUGAUGGGCUUGCUACUGUCGCUACCAAUUGCAGAUUUAUGAAGGAACUGGACUUACAAGAGAGUCUGGUGGAGGAUCGAGACUCUCGUUGGCUUGGAUGUUUUCCCAAGCCUUCUACAUUACUAGAAUCCUUGAAUUUUUCUUGCUUGACCGGGGAGGUGAAUAGUCCUGCAUUGGAAAUACUGGUUGCAAGGAGUCCAAAUCUUAGAAGCUUGAGAUUGAACCGUUCAGUUCCACUUGAUGUUUUGGCCAGAAUUCUUUGUCGCAGACCUAGGCUGGUGGAUUUAUGUACAGGAUCUUUUGUACGAGGCAAUAUUGUUGGUGCAUAUGCUGGGCUAUUCAAUAGUUUUCAACAUUGCAGUUUGCUGAAGAGUUUAUCUGGGUUUUGGGAUGCUACAAGCUUGUUUAUUCCAGUGAUUGCUCCUGUUUGCAAGAAUCUAACGUGCUUGAACCUUAGCUCUGCUCCAAUGGUCAGGAGUGCUUAUCUUAUUGAAUUUAUUUGUCAAUGCAAGAAACUCCAACAAUUGUGGGUGUUAGAUCACAUUGGUGAUGAAGGAUUGAAAAUUGUAGCCUCAUCCUGUAUACAGCUCCAAGAGUUGAGAGUAUUUCCUGCGAAUGCAAAUGCCAGAGCAAGCACUGUGACAGAGGAAGGGCUAGUUGCCAUAUCUGCAGGCUGUAACAAGUUACAGUCUGUGCUCUAUUUUUGCCAACGGAUGACAAACUCUGCACUGAUUACUGUCGCAAAGAACUGCCCACGAUUCACGUCCUUCAGACUGUGUGUUCUUGAUCCAGGAUCAGCAGACGCUGUGACAGGGCAGCCAUUGGAUGAGGGUUAUGGGGCAAUCGUACAGUCAUGCAAAGGCCUUAGACGGCUAUGUUUGUCUGGACUUCUCACAGACACAGUGUUCCUCUACAUUGGCAUGUAUGCUGAGAGGCUGGAGAUGCUUUCUGUAGCAUUUGCAGGAGAUACCGACGAUGGCAUGACCUACGUGCUCAAUGGCUGCAAAAAUCUCAAGAAGCUGGAAAUCAGGGACAGUCCUUUUGGUGACAGCGCGCUUCUUGCAGGCAUGCAUCAGUACGAGGCAAUGCGCUCACUCUGGUUGUCGUCGUGUAAUGUCACCCUGGGGGGUUGCAAGUCUCUUGCAGCAAGCAUGGCAAACCUCAACAUCGAGGUCAUGAAUAGAGCAGCAAGUAUCAAUGAGGCAGACAAUGCUAAUGAUGCAAAGAAGGUGAAGAAGUUGUAUAUUUACAGGACAGUUGCUGGACCGAGGGGUGAUGCGCCUGAAUUCAUCUCAACGUUCUAAAUCCAUAUAUUUUUGAAGUUGAAGGUUUGUUCUUCGACAACCACCUUUUGUUUAUAUCAUACUCUGCUACGUCGAGUUGAUCUACAUGUUCUAAAGAUCUAUCUAUCUUCACGGUCGAAGGGAUCUUCUAGGAUUAUUUUGUGUAAAUUCCUUUGCUAUCACCUCUGCUAUGUCAUUAUCUUCCAGCAGUGCUACACUUAUGAUUAAUCUCCAAAAUUGAAACUCUAUAGUUAUGGUUAACUUGGCAGAUUGAUUACACAUCAUGGUAACAUCUAAGCCUUGUAAUACCAUAAUUCUAGCAAGUCAUAUGCGUGGUUCAUCUUCAUGUAUAUACGAUUUCAUAUCGAUGCUCUCAUGUAAUGUCUGGGAAAUUUGAAGUGCCAAAUUGUUACUUUUCUGAGUCGAAAGAUAUGAUCAGUUAAGCCUGAUGAACA